This is a messenger RNA of Ceutorhynchus assimilis (cabbage seed weevil), 1675 nucleotides long. Lineage: Eukaryota; Metazoa; Arthropoda; Insecta; Coleoptera; Curculionidae. The record is from the annotation of a GenBank genome assembly.
UUGUGUCAGUCUACUUUUUUAUCUGAUGGGUAUAACGAAAAUAAGAAGGUACUUACAAUAAUUUAUGUUUAGAAAUCAGGUUAUUUUAAUCUGCGCUGCUUAGCAAUCACCUGCAAUUAAUUAGUAGUUUCAUUGUGGUUAGAGUAAUGUGUCAAAAGAGUCAGUGUUUUUUCCCAUGGCGGUAGAACUUUGGGAUCGCGAGUCUUCCAUAGAAGUGAUAUUUCAUGGAAAUAAUAACGAAAAUGACGAAUCUAGUAGUAGAGAAAAAUUACUUGAUAAUAAGGCGAUGGUUACACCGCUGCCCUCUACAGGCAACGCCGCACAACCGCCAAACAGUGUGCGCCUGAACAUCACAGAUCCCGAAAAGAACAACGCAGCACAACCAGCGUCAUCUAGAAUACGGUUUAGGAAAAUCAAGUUGGCUUAUGCUAUAAACGCCACGGUCUGGGCUAUAGUCACAUCAUGUAUAAUAGUCCUCGAACUAGGCUACAUUCCUACAACGAAAACCGGAUUUUAUUGCAAAGAUCCAGCGUUAUCCCACAGCUUCACCGGUGACACGAUUAGCGCUACUACUUUAUUGGUAUCCUGUCUUUUGGUAGUACCUGGGUUAGUAUUAUUUCUCGUCGAGUACCUUAGAAAGGCGGCAGUAUCUAGACUAAGUUGGCGAGACGCUUGGUAUUUCUAUAAGGAGUACCUGGUUGGGUCCGCGCUAGUUCUUCUCAUUACAGAGGUAGCCAAAGUCCUAGUAGGAGAGCACAGACCUUAUUUUCUCGAAGUCUGUCAGCCCGAUGCAGCACAAAACUGUACAGAUGGACAAUACAUUUCGACUUACGAAUGUACCACGACAAAGUACAGUUUCUAUUUUAUGUCUGACACGUCACGAAGUUUUCCUAGUGGACACUCGUCGCUGAGUGUAUUUGCCGCUGUAUAUUUUUCGUAUAUAAUCCAAUCUCGUCUAACAACCCAAAAAAUUGGCCAAUUAUUCAAACCGUUCUUCAUCGCCUGUGUCAUUUGCUGGUCACUGGUAUGCUCCCUCAGCCGGAUAACUGAUAGGAGACAUCAUUGGUGGGAUGUGGGAGUCGGAAUGCUGUUAGGAGCCUUAGGGGCCGUCUAUUCAUUAAGUAUUAUUUAUAGGCAUCUUCACCAAAACACCAGUAUUCCUAGGGUGGCAAUGUCCACGACGACGCUGCUCGAUAUUAAGAAUAAGGACGCUAAGAGUGAAAUUAUAUAGUUAAAAGAAUUAUUAGUUUAAUGUAAGAGAAAAAUUAUGUAAUCAAUGGUAUUUUUGUAAAUGGCAUAUUGCUAUUGAAAAAUGUUCCUUAAAUGUGAAGACGUCAAUAUUUUUUGACGUUUCAAUGUACCAUAUUUUUUAGAAAUUUUUUGCACACAUGUUUUUGAGUGUUGCCUUAAAAAUGCUAAUUUUCUAUAAAAAUAUACAUGAUAUGUACAAUCUGACACAAAGCAUAGCUUUUACAGAUUUUUUUUGACAGUUUUUAAAUAUAGAUAUUAUUGGUUGUUUUUUUUUGUUGAUAAAAGUAAGUUGUAUUUGGCUAUUAUAUUAGCUUAUAUACCUAUUUGCUGUGUGGACUAAUAAGUAUUUAUCCGUUAAUUUAUUAUUUGGCUAGAUUCUGGACUUGUAAAUAUGAUGAUGUAAAUAUAUGCAAUUUUUAUAUAA